AUGGCAAUCCCUGAAUCUCAACAACAGGCUGAAUCUUUACCAGAUGCAUGGGACUACAACGGCCACCCCGCCAUACGAGCUUCCUCUGGAGGCUGGACUAGUGCUGCAAUGAUUCUAGGGGUUGAAAUUUGUGAGAGGAUGACCACUCUAGGUAUAGCCGUGAACCUGGUGACAUACUUGAUGGGGACUAUGCAUUUGAGUAAUGCUACCUCAGCCAACAUAGUCACUAACUUCUUAGGCACUUCGUUCAUGCUGUGUUUGCUUGGUGGCUUCGUUGCUGACACAUUUGUAGGAAGGUAUCUAACUAUUGGCAUCUUUACCACUGUUCAAGUGAUGGGUGUGACAAUCUUGACAAUCUCGACUAUAAUCCCUAAUCUACGACCAGCAAACUGUGUUCCUGGCAGUGUAUCAUGUGUCCGUGCAAGUGGCGUGCAACUAAUGGUUCUCUACCUAGCACUGUAUCUCACGGCCAUCGGCACCGGAGGCUUGAAAUCGAGCGUUUCCGGCUUUGGUUCUGACCAGUUUGACGAAUCCGACACCAAGGAAAAGAACGAAACGUUAAAAUUCUUCAAUUGGUUUUAUUUCUUGAUUAAUAUUGGAUCACUUGCAGCAAUUACAAUCCUUGUAUACAUUCAAGACAACUUGGGAAGGCAAUGGGGCUAUGGAAUUUGUGCCUGUGCUAUUGUUAUUGGUCUUGGCGUGUUCCUGUCUAGCAGCAAACGUUAUCGUUUUAAGAAACUUGUUGGCAGUCCAUUGACACAAAUUGCAUCAGUUUUUGUAGCUGCGUGGAGAAAGAGGAAUUUGGAGGUUCCUUCAGAUUCAUCCCUUCUAUUUAAUGGUGAUGAAAUUAAUGACGUUGAGGGGUUCAAAAAGCAGCAGCAAAGGUUGCCCCAUAGCAAGGAGUUCCGUUUUUUGGACAAGGCUGCAAUCAAGAAUCCCGAACUGUCCACCGGCAUUACUGAGGAGAAAAAAUGGCACCUUUCAACUUUAACUGAUGUAGAAGAAGUGAAGCUGGUGAUUAGAAUGCUACCUAUAUGGGCCACAACAAUUAUGUUUUGGACCGUUCGUGCUCAAAUGAUAACAUUUUCAGUAUUACAGGCAACCUUAAUGGAUCGUCACCUCGGAAAAUCCUUCCAGAUUCCGGCUGCAUCUCUUCCUGCUUUCUUCAUCGGGAGCAUUCUCUUAACAAUCUCUGUUUACGACAGAAUCAUAAUCCCAAUUCGCAAAAGGGUUUUCAAGAAUCAACACGGACUCACACCCCUACAACGUAUAGGCAUCGGCUUGGUCCUAUCAGUAGUUACAAUGAUGGCUGCAGCCCUGUCUGAAAUCAAGCGUUUACAUGUCACCAGAUCGCAUAAUCUGACACGUGGACACGUCACGGUUCCGUUGAGUGUGUUUUGGUUAGUCCCACAAUUCUUUUUGGCUGGUGCAGGUGAGGCAUUUAUCUAUAUGGGACAACUUGAUUUCUUCCUAAGAGAGUGUCCUACAGGAAUGAAAACAAUGAGCACAGGCUUGUUUUUGAGCACUAUUGCACUAGGGUUUUUCUUUAGCUCGAUGUUGGUCUCUAUUGUGCAUAAGGUGACAGGGGACAGGAAUCCAUGGCUGGCUAAUAAUCUUAACCGAGGAAAACUCUAUAAUUUCUACUGGCUUUUGGCAAUUUUAAGUGUGUUGAAUUUUCUAGCUUUUUUUAUUACUGCAAGAGGGUAUGUAUACAAGAAGGACAGGCUUGCAGAGGAGAAUGAGUUCGAAGGGACAGAACCUAGAUGACAUGCCUAACUGCAUUU
Olea europaea var. sylvestris is the source of this 1784-nucleotide messenger RNA. Its product is annotated as protein NRT1/ PTR FAMILY 6.3-like. The transcript has 5 exons. NCBI's taxonomy places the organism in Eukaryota, Viridiplantae, Streptophyta, Magnoliopsida, Lamiales, Oleaceae. Gene Ontology annotation, cellular component: membrane. Gene Ontology annotation, molecular function: nitrate transmembrane transporter activity. Bases 1 to 1767 code for a protein of 588 amino acids. Gene Ontology annotation, biological process: transmembrane transport; oligopeptide transport; response to nitrate. The record is from RefSeq and is a predicted model, not a curated record.